Messenger RNA from Naegleria gruberi, 1563 nucleotides. RefSeq lists its product as uncharacterized. The record is from RefSeq and is a predicted model, not a curated record. NCBI's taxonomy places the organism in Eukaryota, Heterolobosea, Eutetramitea, Acrasida, Naegleriidae. Bases 1 to 1563 code for a protein of 520 amino acids. The transcript has 2 exons.
AUGAAAUUACACCGAAGACAUAAUUCUUCCACCAUCAACCUAGAACAACUAAGUCAAACUUACGAAUUUCCAUUUGAAGCUAUUUUUGAUGUUCCGGAAGCUAAAGAGGAAUUUAGAUUAUAUCUCAAAAAAGAACACAAUGAAGAACCAUUUAUGUUUUUUGAAGAUGUUGAAGAAUUUAAAAGAUUGAAAUUUGAAGAAAACAAAACUAAAAAGGCAAUCACAAUUUUAAAAACCUACAUUUUACCAAAUAGUCAACACGAAAUUAAUAUUUCAAGUCAACAAAGACAAUCAAUUAUUGAAGAAUUUGAGAAGGUUUCACAAUUGUUGAAUGAUAAGCAUUUAUUGGUUAAUGAAGGUAUUUAUGAUGAGGUUCAAACAAGUGUAUUCUAUAGUUUGAAGAAUGACAAUUAUCCAAGAUUUACCUCAUCGACACAUUUCAAGAAUUUCAUCAAGCACAAGGAUGCUGCAUUUAUUUCAUCAAUUGCAGUUAAAAAAUCAACCAAAUAUAUGGAAUAUAUUCCUAAAUUUGAUGGAUUAGUUACAGAUAGAGAUAUUACAUUCUUUUCAUUUAUGAGUUUCAAUUUUGAUAUGGAUGUUUGGGAUGAAGUUAAUAUUGCAAAGGGUGGUAAGAGAGCUUGUUACAUGUCUAAAAAGGAAUUCCAUUUCAAUGAUAAAUCAAUUGAAUCAUUGACUGAACAUAAUCAUUUCCAAAAAGAGAAUGGAAAGUUGUUAAAGCAAGUAUUUAUUUUGCCAUGUACUAAGGAAGAAGCCUUUACAGUGUUUUCACAUACCCAUCUAAGAAAGGAAAUUAUGGGACUUGAAGGCAUUAAUCAAAUAGAUUUUAUACCAAUUUCACCUCAAAACAAGUAUGCCCAUUCGAUUACUCAUUUACAAAUUAAUAUGAAAGGAUUUUCAUGGAUUUUAAAACCUAGAGAUGCUGUCGUUGCCUUGACAUCUGUUGUUGAUACAAAGAGAGGUUGCUAUUCCCUCAUGUUGAAAUCAACGGAAUCAACCCAAAUGCCUGAAAAGAAAACUCAUGUAAGAGCUCAAAUGUUGACCAGUGGAUUUUUUACAGAUUGUUCUCCAACGGAUGAAAUCAUCUCAUACAAGGAACAAAAGAAGAGAUUAAGGUCUCCUCAAGCUGAAUCAUCCCAGAAAAAUAAUGCUAGCUCUUCAUCACUUUCUAGACAUAGCUCUUCAUCACUCUCUAGACAUAGCUCAACAUCAGAAGAAGACGAAACCGAAAGUGAAGAAUCAUUUGGAAAUGUUGAACAUGCAUGCAAAUUGAUUUUGGUUUCUUAUAUUGAUCUCAAAACUUUACAAUCAGAUUUUAUUAGAAAGAAAGUUAUUAGUGCUAAAAACAAACAUUGCUAUACCAAUUUCCUCUCAGCAAUUCAAGAACAACGCCAAUAUGGGUUUAAGAGACCUAAAUUCUCUGAGGGUCUACUAGAAACUCUUGAUGCAUUUAAAUCGACUUACUUGAUAGAUACACAUGCUGAAAUAACUUGGAAUAUGGAAGAAGAAGAUGCUGAAUCUUCUAUGCACGAAUUGAUACACUGA